Plasmodium gonderi is the source of this 2508-nucleotide messenger RNA. RefSeq lists its product as hypothetical. The record is from RefSeq and is a predicted model, not a curated record. The coding region runs from base 1 to 2508 and encodes 835 amino acids. NCBI's taxonomy places the organism in Eukaryota, Apicomplexa, Aconoidasida, Haemosporida, Plasmodiidae. The transcript is spliced from 2 exons.
AUGAAGCUCAUGGAGAAAUAUGACAUACGGAAAAACUUCGCUUGCUUUGGAGGAGCCUUUGCCCGUUUUGCAAACGAAACAUACACAUUUACACAUAGACAUUUUAGACCAAACUUAGGAAUUCACAUGAACAUGUACCUAUUCAAUGAUGGUAUAUUCAUUGGGAAUCAUAUAAAGAUAAUAAAAUUUUCAAGAUGGCAUAUCCUCAUAUACUUGUCAAAUAAUAAGUUAUAUGUUUAUAAACAUAGUAGACACAUAUGGCAUCUGGAACAUUUCAAUGAAUGGAAAUACAUACGCAUUCCCACAAAAAAUGAAAUAAAAGAUAUACAAAUAGUUUCAUGUAAUUAUAAAGGGGAUCUCUACUUUGAUCACCCAAAUGGUCCUCAGUAUUCAUUAACGGAUGAAUAUCAACCCAAUGGAUUUACACAUGAACAUGAGACUAUUGAUCCUAUCCACUUUUUUGGAAUUGGUUUAAUUGACAGUAAAGAUAAUUUAUAUGUAGGCUUAAAUACAAAUGUUAAUUCCAAAAAAGUAAGUAUCAGACAAAUUAAAAUGGUUACCCCUCAGUCUUUCAUAAAGCACAAUUUAAAUAUCAGCACCAUAUUGGUUAGCUUACCAGAGCUAACAGAACGAGACCUCAGAUGUUGCAAAGUGCAAAUGAAGUAUGCUUCUAUAUUUCAGCUUUCUUAUACGUAUGUUUCUGGUACAUCUACCAAGGCGGGGGGGAAGUUACACACAGGGAUAGAUGGAAGUAGCAAAGCUGCUAACAAAUUCGAGGACGCUAACAAAUACGAGGCUGCUAACAAAUUCGAGGACGCUAACAAAUACGAAGCUACUAACAAAUACGAAGCUACUAACAAAUACGAGGCCAAUGUGUGUGAUGAAAAUCAGAAGAUAGCUCAGAGAGAGAAAAAGAAAGAGAAAAACUCUAAGGAUGUUAAUUGCAAAUCAGUUCAUGAUCAUAUUGACAGAAAGGAACCUAAUUCUUACGCAUUGGGAGAUUCUAAAGAAUUAUUUGGUCUUAGUGAAGAUGCAUUGGGUAUGGAGAACAAGGCACAUGAGGUAAAAUUGAAUCCGAAGAGAAAAAGGAGAGGGGCAUGGAGGAGUUUGAAAAAAGGGAAAAAUUCACAAAAUGGAAAGAACGAGACACGUGCAUCUGAAAAAAAUACAAUUUUCGACGAAAGUAAACACAAUGAGGUUCUAGAUUUGGAAGAACCUGGAUGCAUAUACGACUCUCACGAUUGCAGUGCAAUGGAAGAAAUAAAUAAAGAAAAAGAUGAUUGUAAUAAUUCAAAAGAGGAAGAAGACACGAAGAAAAAAAGGCUCUUCAGCAGUGUCGUCGCAGAACAUGGGAUGAAUGACAAGGUAGUAAAACACAACAAUCACAAUCCUCUUGGUUCCUCCAGAAUGAUGAAAACAGCUAAUAUGGAUAAUAAAGAUAAAUCUACAAAUCAAGUUAAGAAUGAGGAUGAUAGAAAAGGAAAGAUAUAUAAAUCAGAUCAGCACGUAAACGAACGAAUAGUGGAGAAAACAGAUUACUUCAUAUUCAUAAAAAUUUCAGAUGAUAUUAAAUUUAAAAAAAGGCUAAUAAAUUCCAAACCGAAGAUAUUGUUAACAGGUACUUCGUGUAAUCAUGGUUGUGUUUUAUUUGAAAAUAAACAAAUAUAUUUCUGGAUAUAUCCAAAUGGAGAAGAACCCUCUUGCCACGUUUGUCCUCAUAGCAGUGAUGAGCACAUUAAUACGAAUGAUGAGGAAAGCAACCUGGGCAGCAACUCGGGCAGCAACAGAGAAAACAGCCGAGACAGAAAUUUGGAUUUUCAGAGUGAUAUGCACACCGAUAAGGACCCAUCUGUGGAAAGACAAAAAAAUAGGAUAAUUUUCAAAAAAUUGGAGUACCCAAAAAUUGGAAUAGUUGAUGUUGUAUAUUGUAACAAUACGUACAUUAUGUUGUCCGAAGAUAACAAUUUGUAUAUUUUAAAAUGUCCAUAUUUGCACACUCUAAGAGCAGUAAAUUUUUUCUUUUAUCUGAAAAAUUACAUGUCGAAACAGUUAAAUUACAAACCCAAUAGUACUAUUCUAACCAUUGAUAAAAUUAAGAGCUCUAGUCUAGUUAAAAUGUACCUUACUGAUUACAUAUUGGUUACUAUUCACAACACCAAGGAAAUUUGUUUUACUCCAGUUUUGUUUCACAAUAUUUAUAAGUAUAUGGAUUCGAAGUAUAUCGAUGUCCUUUCGACAAAAUACGAGAAGCAGGUAACAAAAUUGAUUAAGGACCUAGGAGACUUCAGCAUACGUGGACUCGAAAAUAUUUUUUCAGAGGAAGAGAAAUCCAUGUAUCCAAAUUUAAUAAAGUGUAAAAUGAUUCGAAUUUGCGCCCAAAAGAAAAAUUACUUUACAAUAUAUGUAACCCCUAACUCACUAAUUGUUUGUAUUUAUAACAUAUUUGAAUAUUAUGAAAUAUUGGAUACAUCAAUAUCUAAUUUUUUAAGUCAGUAUUACAUUGUAUAA